Nezara viridula (southern green stink bug) is the source of this 393-nucleotide messenger RNA. Lineage: Eukaryota; Metazoa; Arthropoda; Insecta; Hemiptera; Pentatomidae. The record is from the annotation of a GenBank genome assembly.
AUGAAAACGUCUUUCGGCUUAAGUCGUAAGCUUUCAUCUUACGACAAGCGUGGGAGGGAGGACAUUGCCGAGGGUGGGCUGUUAGGAGCGGAGGCAUUGAUCGACCUUGGCCCACUCCCCGCGGGGGGCACUGGGGCGAGAUUCAACACCGUUCCCAUUCGAUUAAUUGAUGAUAUCUACAAAGAAGAAAGAACUUCGGGUUUGGUCAAAAUUAUACAAUCUCGUCCUUCUGACUUCUACCUUUCUCCUCACCAAACGGCUGCGAGGAAAAUCCAUCCUAACUCACGCUGCUUCUUUCCGGAAAUCUAUCCUGCAUAUCAUUCGCCUGAAUUCAAAGUUUUGCUCGUUAAAAUAUCUCCUCUUCAACAACCUUUCUUCGCCUACUCUGGUUAA